AAAUAAUUAUCAUCAACUUAUGAUAGCCCUGCCCUCACUCGCUCAGGCUUCAUGUGAUUUAUUCUAUCUUCUUCACUUUUUUGUUUCUUCCAAAAACCUUUUCCUCUUACAUCUAUGAAUAAAGAUUCCAAAAGGGGCUCCUAAUCUUCUAUUCCUAAGCUCACAGACUCAUAGGCUCACACCGCCAUGUUCAGGCUCCAUCUUCACUAAGUGAUGGAGAAAAGGUGUGAAUUCUGCAAGGGUUUGAGGCCGGUUGUGUUCUGCAAAUCGGAUGCAGCGUACCUCUGCCUCUCCUGCGAUGCCAAGGUCCACUCUGCCAACGCUCUCUCCUACAGGCAUCCUCGUACCCUUGUCUGCGAAUCCUGCAGGAAUCAGCCUGCAUUAGUCCGAUGCCUCGACCACCAAAUGUUCAUGUGCCAGAGCUGUGACACCGUCCGCCACUCCUCUCUCGAUCACAGCAAGAAGAUAGUUAGCUGCUAUGUUGGAUGCCCCUCUGCAAAGGAUCUGGCUGAGUUGUGGGGGUUUGAGAUCAAACAGUCUGCUGAGGAUUCAGAUGUUUCAUCAUUGGUUUCUGAGGUAGAAAAUGAUGGAAGACAGUACAAGAGUAGGUGUUGUUUGAUUCUAAAGCAAAUCUUGGAGUUGGAGAAGCUUCAGCUCUCGGAGGGGAUCGAUGAUUCAUGUCUAGCACAUGUGAAGGAGCGGGCGGGAGGGUGGAGUUUCAAGCAUGAGGCAACGUGGAAGGAGCACAGAAUGCUCGAGGAUCAACAUCUCGAGCAUUCCGAUCAUGACUUCCAAGUUAAGAAGAGUGAGGAGUCUCCUUUUCACCAACUAGACAGCUUGGCUGGAAAUGGGAAUCCGAUGGCCGGGGACACCUUUUGGCCGAACAGAAGCCCUCUUCACAACAAUGAGAUUUGGGCUCAAAAUAUGCAAGAUUUGGGAGUUUGUGAUGAAGUGGGAUGCUUUGAAGAUGUGAACAUCCCUGAUGUUGAUGUCACAUUUCAAAGCUUUGAAGAGCUGUUUGGGAGUGAGCAUGAGCCAACCAACUCCUUUGAAGAUGAGCAUCCACCAUUUCAUGCCACCAAAAUUGAGCAAAGCAAUGAUAUGGAUAAGGAAAUGGCUACUUGGGUAUCGUUGUUUUCUGUCUCGAGAAUCACGGGCGAUAGUAGUGGGUCCCACACUCACGACGACGAGGCUUUUCCUAAACACGUGUCGGGUGACGAGGACUUUACAAAGCCGAAAAAUGCCACAAUGCGAUACAAGGACAAGAAAGCUUCAAGGAAUGAAAAGCAAGCCCAAAAUACUUGUCCAAGAUCAAAGUCCAAUAUCAAGAAAAGGGGAAACAGUCAAGUUUUGAAAGCAGAAGGUGAUUGUGGUAGUAGUGUCUCUACAAUCUUCUGAAGUUCUCUUAUUUUCUAUCUACAUUCAUCUUUUUUGUUGUACAUACACUUUACCCACAGAAAUGACUGAUGAAGGCUUAUUAUCGUUCUUUUUUUCUUA
This is a messenger RNA of Salvia hispanica, 1497 nucleotides long. RefSeq names its product B-box zinc finger family protein (gene BBX27). The record is from RefSeq and is a predicted model, not a curated record. Gene Ontology annotation, molecular function: zinc ion binding. NCBI's taxonomy places the organism in Eukaryota, Viridiplantae, Streptophyta, Magnoliopsida, Lamiales, Lamiaceae.